AUGUCCACAUCAAGUUAUCAGCCUGUUGUCAAAAGGCCCAAAUCAUUCGGUGCCUCGCCGCAGCGUUUGAUGGAUAGUUUUUUUCAAGCAAUGAGGGAAAUCAUCGAAAACAAAGCAAGGCCCAUCAUUGACAAGCCCAGUGUCAUUACUACUGCUGAAAAGAUCUGUCAAUGCGCCAAAGAUGAGUUGAAAAAUCAUCUUGAACACCAUGGUACUAAUCAAAACUUUCAAUACUUUCAAGAGUACGUCAAGGAUCACUUCAAUGCUGUUGUGGUAUCUUUACAGCCUCAGGCCACUACGUCUACAUCCACUGGUGAAAGUGCAUCCAUCCCAGCUACACCGGUUAUUGCUCCUUCUGACUCUGUAGCGUUUCUUCGCCGCGACCUCUCUGGCAUGGACAUGGCAUCCGACAUGUCUUCUGUGUCUGGCGCCCCUUCACAUGCAGCAAUGUCUUCAAUCUCGCAUAAUCCCUCUGAUAUAUCCAUGGUUGAAGCUCCCCCCCAGACAAUGUAG
Molecule: messenger RNA, 513 nt
Organism: Mucor velutinosus
Lineage: Eukaryota; Fungi; Mucoromycota; Mucoromycetes; Mucorales; Mucoraceae
Exons: 2
Coding region: 1-513 (170 amino acids)
Source: RefSeq, a predicted model, not a curated record